UGAAGAUCGAAGAGACAUUCUCAAUCAAACAGGAAGAUCUGCAGGAACAAACAGACCUGAUGGUGUUGAAAGAAGAGACUCAUCAACUGAAUGUAAUGGAAGAGAAACAGCAGUUUGAGAAACACCAAGUAAUAACGACUGAUGAAAAACCCAAACUGACUGAAAAGACUUCAUCACGUGGAAGACCUCAAAAAUCCAAGUCUAUGAGUAAUUACAGCUGUACACGGUGUAGAAAGAGUUUCAGUAAAAAGUCAAACCUUGAUAUUCACAUGAGAGUUCACACUAAAGAGAAACCUUACACCUGCAAACAGUGUGGAAAGAGGUUUGGUUAUAUACAAGGCUUUGAAAACCACAUGAGAAUUCACACUGGAGAGAGGCCGUACACAUGCCAACAGUGUGGAAAAAGCUUCUAUCAUGCAGGAAAUUUUGCAGCGCACCAGAGAAUUCACACUGGGGAGAGGAAGUAUACAUGCCAACAUUGUGGAAAAAGCUUCUCUAAAACAGGAAACUUGGCAGUACACAUGAGAAUUCACACUGGGGAGAAGCCUUACUCUUGCUCUCAGUGUGGAAAGAGUUUUAAGCAAAAUGUCACCCUUAAAAUCCACAUGAGAACUCACAAUGAAGAAAGAAUUUUUACCUGCACACAGUGUGGGAAAAGUAUUUCUCAAAAGCACUACCUUGACAUCCACAUGAGGAUUCACACUGGAGAGAACCCUUACACAUGUACAGAGUGUGGUAAAAGUUUCCCAUAUAAAGGCUCACUCAAACACCACAUGAUAAGUCACACCGAAGAGAAGCCGUUUGCAUGUGCUCAGUGUGGAAAGAGCUUCACAACCAAAGCUAGCUUCAUGAACCACAUGAGGGUCCACAAUAGGGAGAAACUAUUCACAUGCACUCAGUGUGGGAAGAAUUUCAACCAAUCAUCACACCUUAAUCAACACAUGAGGAUCCACACUGGAGAGAAACCAUUCACAUGCACCCAGUGUGGGAAGAGUUUCAGCUACUCAGCAAACCUUAAUCAACACAUGAGGAUCCACACUGGAGAGAAACCAUUCACAUGCACCCAGUGUGGGAAGAGUUUCAGCAACUCAGCAAACCUUAAUCAACACAUGAGGAUUCACACUGGAGAGAAACCAUUCACAUGUACUCAGUGUGGGAAGAGUUUCAGCCAAUCAUCAUACCUUAAUCAACACAUGAGGAUCCACACUGGAGAGAAACCAUUCACAUGCAGUCAGUGUGGAAAGAGUUUCAGCCAAUCACCAUACCUUAAUCAACACAUGAGGAUCCACACUGGAGAGAAACCAUUCACAUGCAGUCAGUGUGGGAAGAGUUUCAGCCAAUCAUCAUCCCUUUAUCUACACAUGAGGAUACACACUGGAGAGAAACCAUUCACAUGUACUCAGUGUGGUAAGAGUUUCAGCAAAUCAUCAAACCUUAAUAUACACAUGAGGAACCACACUGGAGAGAAACCAUUCACAUGCCUUCAGUGUGGGAAGAGUUUUAGCCAAUCAACAUCCCUUAAUCUACACAUGAGGAUACACACUGGAGAGAAACCAUUCACAUGUACUCAGUGUGGUAAGAGUUUCAGCCAAUCAUCAAACCCUAAUAUACACAUGAGGAACCACAUUGGAGAGAAACCAUUCACAUGCACUCAGUGUGAGAAGAGUUUUAGCCAAGCUGCAGAAUUGAAACGCCACCAGAGGGUUCACACUGGAGAAAAACCGUACAAGUGUUCACAGUGCAGUAAGAGGUUUGCUCACUCAGGAACCCUGAAAACACAUGAGAGGAUUCACACUGGAGAGAAACUGUAGACAUGAUCAGUGUGUACAAAGUUUCACUUAAUCAGGGCAGCUUAAGAAACACAUGGGAUGGUUUCUGGUAAGGCGCCGACACAUGUAGCAGCAUAGAAAGAGCGCUUCCAUACACACUGGUAUUAAUCCUCCUUUUUACAUCAUAUAUAAUAACCUAAACCAUAUUUAAAUGACAUGGAGGAGGGACAAAAACAAAAAGGCUAGGACAAAACAAUCAGUUAAUCCUGAAAAAAAUGAGAAAUCAACAGAUGAAAAAUCCAAGACGGACGGGAUAGCUGAUAGCCUGUCACCUAUCAUUGCAGCAAUAUUUACAGACAUCAAAGCUUUCCAGAAGAAUAUUAAAUCUGAUUUAACCGCCUUCCAAGAUUCUCUCGCAAAAGAUGUGAAAAUGGAAUUAAGUAACUGUAAACAAGAAGUCAAUCAACAACUGGAUGACCUUAUCACGGACCUAAAUGCAACGACAGAAAAGGUCAACGAAGUGGAGCAGCGAGUUGGAGAAUUUUGGAGGAGAACAUUGCAGAGAUGAAAGAAAUGCUCAAUCAAUCCAUUCAAAUACAAGAAAAUUUAAAAGAGAAACUGUGAGAUAUAGAAAAACGCUCCCGUAGAAAUAAUAAUCAGAUUUUUGGAAUCCCGGAAGGAAGCAUUCUGAAUGAAAAGGGAAUUAAGUUCUAAACACCACCGCCGGCAAGACUUAAAAUCUUUUUGGAAAACAAAGGACCUGGUCCUCCGCUUUGCAUGGAGAAAAAAAGUAAUACACUGAAAUAAAAAAAGAGUUUUCUUUGACCAAGACUACCCACCUGAGAUCCAACAGAAAAGACGGGCUUUUGCUCCGAAAAGAAAAAUUCUGAAUGAAAAGGGGAUUAAGUUCCAAACACCGAAUCUUUCUGGAAAGCAGGGCGGUCAUGUACAAUUUGAUGACGGAGGCAUCAAGAGAAAGUCUGAAAGAAAAAGGACUGAUAAACAGCGAAGAAGAAACUAUUAUAGGAAUCCCUGGGAAAGAGAAACAAAGACCUUGGCAAAAGGUUGGAGUGACAU
Molecule: messenger RNA, 2846 nt
Organism: Danio rerio (zebrafish)
Lineage: Eukaryota; Metazoa; Chordata; Actinopteri; Cypriniformes; Danionidae
Source: RefSeq, a predicted model, not a curated record